Molecule: messenger RNA, 2571 nt
Organism: Mesorhabditis belari
Lineage: Eukaryota; Metazoa; Nematoda; Chromadorea; Rhabditida; Rhabditidae
Source: the annotation of a GenBank genome assembly
AUGCGGUUUGCGUUGGCGCCAUAUGCGCCGCACGGAUUCUUCCGAUUCUUUCGCUUUCUAACGAUUUUAACGGGAUGCUUGAUUCUUUUUGUGAUCGUGAAAUGGAGGAACAGCCCAGACAUCAGCUCGGUGCCCAGAUUUCCGCCACAAAGAAUCCCAGAAUAUGUCUGCCCGUGCAAUCUCACAUCAAAUCGUCCCAUCCGUGAGCCAAUCUUUCUUCCAAAUGAGAUUCACACCGAAUCUCGGGCACUCAUCCUUGUCGAAAGCAUUUAUUCAAGACAUACAAAGAUGAUCGCCCAAAUCUUCAAUGCCACAAAAUAUCCUCACCAAUUGGAGACUUUCUCGAAGAGUUUACCGGAUUUGAUUACGGGUGAACGAGGCCGAUUCUCUGUGAUAAUUGUCGAGAAUUACUACAAGUAUCUAAAUAUGCAAAGUUGGAAUCGUCAACUCAUUGAUAAUUACUCGAAAAGGUACAAUGUGACAAUCAUUGGCUUUAUGACGAGCAAGAUUAAUGAAGUCUAUCAACAUGCUCGAAUGAAGGGAUCGAACUUGGUGAUGUGGCAAAAUCAAAAGGCUUUCAAUUUGAGCUUCUCCCAGGAGUCUCUUGUUCCAUACAUUGCCCGUCCUGAGGUUUCAAUACAAAGUCUGAUCCCAGACUAUGAGGAUUGGGUUCUUUUUGAGCCACAAAAGAAUUUCGAAACGGUUCUUGCUUGUGAAGAUGCCAAAGAAAGGCCAAGGGCGGCGAUAAUACGGGAUCUCGGAGCAGAAGAUGGCGUGAAAAGAAUCCUGAUCGGGCACAAUGUCUCCUUGUGGAUCGUUCGACUUGGGCUCUUGGACUCGCUUAGAUUCGCCACACAGGGAAGAUUUGGUUUCUCACUUGAUCGCUGGAUACAAAUUGAUAUCGACGAUAUUUUUGUGGGAGCAAGAGGAACGAGAAUGAUUGAGGCCGAUGUGGAUGCUUUGGUGGAAGCACAGGAUAGGCUGAGGAAAGAGAUUUCUAACUUCACUUUUAUGCUCGGCUUUUCUGGGAGCUAUUUUCGGAAUGGAGAUGAUAAUGAAGAUCGAGCUGAUGAGAAAUUGAUUGAAAUGGCCUCUAAAUUUUACUGGUUCUGUCACAUGUUUCGUCACAAUCACCCGUUGGAGCAUAAUUUCACAUACCUAGAAGCGAUUAUGUACCAAAAUAAGAUGUUUGCUGAGACAAUGAAGAUACCAGUGCCGUUCAAAUACUCGAUCUCACCCCAACAUGCCGGUGUUUUCCCUGUUUAUCAAGAACUUUAUGAUGCUUGGAGAAAUGUCUGGGAUGUGAAAGUGACAGCUACUGAAGAAUAUCCACAUCUACGACCAGCUUCCGAUAGACGAGGUUUCAUCUACAAGGGAAUUCAGGUACUCCCUCGUCAAACCUGCGGUCUCUACACGCACACUCAAUUCUUCCAUACUUACCCCGAUGGAAUCUCCCGUCUUCUCAAUAAUGUUUUUGGUGGAGAUCUCUUUUCUUCUGUGUUAUUGAAUCCGAUCUCAAUUUUUAUGACUCAUCAGCAAAAUUUUGCUCACGAUCGGCUCGCGAUUUGGGUCUUUGAGAAUUUGAUCCGAUUUCUAAAAUGUCAUACUCGUCUUGAACUUCGCUGGACGGAUCCGAUCUCCUCUGCGGAUCGAUAUUUUAAAAUGUUUCCCCAAGAGAAGACUCCUAUUUGGAGUAAUCCUUGUAUUGAUGCCAGACACAGAACCAUUCUUCCGCCUGCUUUCAAUUGCUCAAAUUUCACUUUACCGAAUGUUCUCAUUGUUGGACCACAGAAAACGGGUACUACAGCACUUGGUCAAUUUCUUUCACUUCAUCCAAACGCCUCGACAAAUCUCCCGGUGAAUGACUCUUUUGAAGAGUUACAGUUUUUCGGUGGAAAGCACUAUGAAAAUGGACUCGAAUGGUACAUCGACAAAUUCUCCCCUUCUUCGACAGUCUUUGAGAAAAGUGCAACUUAUUUUGACAAUACUGAGGCUCCAAUUCAGGUUUUUACUUUGAUUCCGAAUGCGAAGAUCGUCGUUGUGCUAUAUGAUCCCGCACUCCGCGCCUACUCUUGGUUUCAGCAUAUCAAAGCUCAUAACGACUCGGUGGCCUUGUCGGUGUCCACAAUGGAUGAGGUCUUAGAAGCUGAUGAUGGACCAUUGAAGAAGUUGAGGAGUCGAUGUAUUUCUGGUGGAAGAUACGUCUAUCAUCUUGAUCGUUGGCUUGAGUAUUUUCCGUCUUCACAAAUGGUAUUUGUUGAUGGGGAAAUGUUCAAGGAAAGACCACCAAUUGUGAUGAAUAAACUGAUUGCUGAUUUGGAGCUACCGAGUUUCGACUAUCACAAUGUCUUGCGGUUUAGCCCAAGCAAGGGUUUUUGGUGUUCGCUCACUAAAGGAAAAAUGAAUUGUCUUGGAAAAGGCAAGGGACGACACUAUGAGCCGAUGAGUGAAACAUUGAGAACGAAACUCAACAAAAUUUUCCAACCUGACAAUGCGGCAUUGCAGAAAAUCCUGCAAAAACUGCAUCUCCCCAUGCCUAAAUGGCUCCGAUCUUCGCUCUAUAACACAAAA